AUGCCAGGCAUAGGCAAGAGUGUCACUUUGGUCUUCCAUAACCUGGCCAAAGUACUGCACAAACGCGGACACCAAGUUUACGUCAUUGUCGGCUCAAAUUUCCCUAUCCCCGACUCUACCAAGGACGGCAGUGUAAAUUAUCUGACGUUCAAAACGGACAAGGAGUACAUUUUCGCUUCGGAGGAGUUUCAGAGGAAUGACGUCAAAGAUAUGAUACAAAGUGACGGCGAUAUGGUGACCAAUUUCAGGAUGGUGAGAACUGCGUCCGAGUUCUUCACGUACCAAUGUGCAGAAAUGUUGGAGGACCAGGAAUUAUUCGUUAAACUUUUGUCGCUCAAGUUUGACGUGGCUGUGAUAGGGGCGUACCCGUUCCUUGCCAACUGUCAAAUUCUGCCGUACAAACUGGACUUGCCUGUAAUCAGUAUUACGUCAUUCACCUCGUUACUAGGUCAGGCAGGGGUGCCUCUUCUCCCCUCUGUUGUACCUUCCUUGUUCACGACCUUCAAUGAAGACAUGGACUUCAUGGAACGUGUUCAGAACUUUAUGAUAACACUGGUUUCUAAUUUUAUAUCUACACCUUCAAUACCUGCGGAGUUGGUGCAGAGACACGUGUCCCAUAAGCCAAUUAAAACAUUCAACGAAUUUCUGAGAGACAGUAUACUUUGGCUGGUUAUAAGCGUGAAUCCUGCCCUAGAACCGAUCCCUACCCUUCCCAAUGUGAUCCUACUUGGAGGGAUGGGUGUGAAACAACCUGCGGCUUUGCCAGACCAUCUGGAAGCGUUUGUACAGAAAUUCAAAUCCCAGGGAGUGGUGGUUGUUUCGUUUGGCUCUGUCGUGAAAUAUUUACCUACAGAAAUCAGCAAAAGAUUCCUGGGUGUGUUCAGCAAGCUGAAAUACGGAGUCGUAUGGCGUUACAGUGGAGAAGACUUGGGGGAAAUACCGCCCAAUAUCAAACUGAUGUCUUGGUUACCACAAGGCGAUCUUCUAGCACAUGACAGUGUGAAAGUUUUCCUGUCCCACUGUGGCAACGCCGGUUUGUACGAGGCGCUAUUUAACGGCGUCCCAGUAUUGGCGAUGCCAAUCGCCGGAGAUCAGCCUUACAACGCUGAGCGACUCGUUAAGAGAGAGUUAGCUAUAAAGAUGUCCCACUGUGGCAACGUUUUCUCCUGA
Lingula anatina is the source of this 1170-nucleotide messenger RNA. Its product is annotated as UDP-glucuronosyltransferase 2B1-like. NCBI's taxonomy places the organism in Eukaryota, Metazoa, Brachiopoda, Lingulata, Lingulida, Lingulidae. Gene Ontology annotation, molecular function: UDP-glycosyltransferase activity. The record is from RefSeq and is a predicted model, not a curated record.